CCCGGGGCCGGGCACCGCCGCGGGGACGGGAGGAGCCGUUGCCGCCGCUGCCGCUCUGCUCCCCGGCCGGGCGCUGGGGGAGCGGGCGGGCGGGGCCCGCGGAGCUGGGCCAUGAGGUUUCCUUUGCCUGAUCUGUAAACAUGUCCACAGACCUGCUAUGGUGUGAGGAUUGCGGCAAAAGCCUUAUAGGAGAAUGCAAACUCCACGGACCACUCAUCAGGGCUAAAGAUAGGGUUAUUCCUAGCCGAGCCCGUCUCACCCUACCUCAUUACCUUACUUUGCGAGUGUUGGAGCUGCGAGCUGGAAACCAGCAGAUCCUUGGAGUAUUUGCAAAGAAAGUAAUACAGAAGAGAACACAGUUUGGUCCUUAUGUUGGUCAACUGUCUACAAAACUGACCCGCUAUGAUGAGAGCAGGCUAGUCCUGCAGGUAUUGAAAGAUGGAGGAAAGUACUUUCUGGACACUCCCAAUGAAGACUGUGGAAACUGGAUGAUGUUUGUCCGGCUAGCCCGGAACCAAGAAGAACAGACUCUUGUGGCUUAUCAGCAUUGUGGAGAAGUCUACUUCACAACCGUUAAGCCAAUUGAACCUCACACAGAAUUGAAAGUAUGGUAUGCUGCCGAUUAUGCCAAAUUUAUGGAAGCUUCUGCAGUCUUCAUUAAAGAGGAAUCUGACGUCUGUCCUUUGCCUCCAGUAGCAAAAGAGCCCGUAGACCCUUGGAUAUGUUCCAGCUGUAGAAGCACUUUUGCAACUUUUGCUCUGCUAGAAUCUCACCAGUGCAUCCACAAAGACCGAGUCCUUACCACCAGGUUCAGACCACCAAAUAAAUUGGGACCUGUAAAGGCAAAAAGCAAACUCAAAGGGAAACUGAGAGGAGCGACAUUAGGCAAAAGCAUUGCCCAGUGCUACGGGACCAUUUCCUGUUCCUCUGCUGCAAAGCUAAGCUGUACCAGCUCAGGAAGCACUUGCGAUGCUCUUGUGAGGUUCAUACCUAAAUGGAGAAAUGGCCGGUCUUCACUGUUGAAGGGAAAAGAAGCGAAGCAGACAGACGGUUACCCUUGCCGACUCUGUGGGAAGAUAUUUGAUUCAAUUGACAAGCUCACAGUCCACACUUACGUGCACAAAGGGGAGCGCCCCUACAAGUGUUCCCAGCACGGAUGCACAAAAGCCUUCAUUUCCAAAUAUAAACUGCUCAGGCACUCAGCCACUCAUUCUCCACAGAAAUCUCACCAGUGUGGCUACUGUGAAAAAACCUUUCACAGGAAAGACCAUCUGAAGAAUCACCUUCAGACUCAUGACCCUAACAAGAUGGCCUUCAAGUGUGAAGAGUGUGGAAAGAAGUACAACACCAAGCUAGGCUAUAAGAGACACUUGGCUCUUCACGCAGCCACCAGUGGGGACCUUACCUGUAGGGUAUGUGCCCAGGAGUUUGGCGGUACUGAAGUUUUGUUGGAACACCUCAAAAGCCAUGCAGGGAAACCAACUGGUAAUACCAAGGAGAAGAAACAUAAGUGUGACCACUGUGAGCGUCACUUCUAUACCCGUAAAGAUGUGCGGCGUCACAUGGUAGUUCACACAGGCUGCAAAGACUUUCUGUGCCAGUUUUGUGCCCAGAGGUUUGGGCGGAAGGACCACUUGACUCGCCAUACUAGGAAGACUCAUCCACAAGAACUGCUGAAGAGCAGGUUGCAGAAUGGUGACUCAGUGGGUCUCCUGGACCAGCUUUUUCCAUUCAGACUGAAGGAAGAUGCUGGCAUACUGUCCCCUUUUCCUGAAAGGGUCUCUGUGCAGAAUGGGAUUUUGAAUAGUUCAGAGUCAGAGGAAUACAACUGUUCACAUCUUCAUUCCCAGCCAAGCUUACAAACUGCUCUUCCCCUUGAAUCUCCUCCUCAUUUGCAAAGGAUGGGCUGUGCAGACAGCCUUCCAGCUGUCCAUCCCACACCAUGCUCAACAGCCAUUCCUGCCAACCUGAACCUUCAUCAGCCUAAUAAAUAUGACCUUAGUUCUACCUCAUUUGCAGCAGGAUCCCUCAAGAGUCUACCAAUAAAAGUGGAUGUUAAAGGUUACAAUGUGCAUCUUCUUGAGGACCUGCCAUUACCAGAACCUCAAUCUCUCCACAAAAUCAGUCUGGAAGAAGCUUCCUCAGGGCCUGUAGGGGAUACUAACAAGUACCCAGUGCACAAGGAGACAGAGGCAGCAGCUGAAACUCCGAGCCUGCCUUUCAUGGAUCUCACUCAUGUGAUGAGUUUCUGGCAGCUCCCACCAGGUGACAACCAGAACACUACUGGGGACAUCACAAUGGCAUUUGGUUCAGAGGAACCAUCACACAGGCUGAAUGGCUUUGGCCAACAGCAAGGUCUUCAGCUAGCAACUGGUGGGAUGGCCAUAAACCAGCUGCAUCAUCUUCCUCGCUCCUUUCCAUCCACUACAAAUUCUGUAACGUUGCCUCAUUUUCAUCAUGCCUUCAAAUAACUAUCACCAUGUUUGGGGGUUUUUUUCCUUCUUUUUUGAAGACUGUGCUUCUUACUUAAAUCUCUUAGGAUGGGGUGAUUUUGUUUUGGUUUUGUUUUGUUUUUAAGAAAAACUGCCCCAAAAGUUUUCAAAGCACGUUAUGAACGUGGUAGUUAAAUUCAGGACGUUAAUAAACAAGAAGCUCUAUUUUUCAUACUACUAUUAGUUUUUUAGCAUAUGACAACAGUAGAACUAACAUAUUUCCCUCAACACCCUCUAUAUUUUUGUUUCUUACCUUUCACGCGAACAACUGAAUAAAUACCUGCAAUGAUAGCAAAGCAUCAUAACAGGCACAAUAAAACUAUGGCUGCUGCGGUAGGAGAAAUAGGCUUAGGGUGAAUGGGAAGAAGGGGGAAAUCACAGAAAAAUCAUUUUAAUGAGCCAUAAAUCACAGCAAAUUUAUACACAUGGCAAAUGUAACAAACAAUUUAUGAACGUCACAUAGAUUUCUGUUAAGCAUUUAAUUACUGAACUUUAUGAAUAUUUCAUUGAAAUCAAAAUCAUUCCACGAAUAAAUCUUACCUCCUUGUUCCACUUUUUUAAAUGAAGAUGAUCACUUCAGAUAUGUGCAUCUCCUGCAUUUUUUCCUAGGGCUGGAAAUAACUCCCACUUCAGCAUGAUUGUGUGAGAACCGAUGUCUUGUAUACAUGCAGUUUUCAGAAUGGGAAAUGAAUUGUCUCAAAGGUUAGAGCAAAACAUUAAUUUUCACUUAGAGCUGUAUCUGGCAAGGUAUCAGCACCCGUCUUUCUCUAGUAAAGCACUUAAGCAGUUGGUUAAAUUUAAGCAUAUGUUAUCCCAUUGGGUCAACAGCUUGAUUGAUUUAACAUUCAAUAAAAACUAAUGCUUCCUACCUUAAGGGGCCUUUAUUCACCUUUCGUUGAUUAAAAAAUGGCCGUUAUUUAGUCUGGGAAAUGAUUAUUAAUCGUAGCCAUCUGAAAUGUGGAUUCCUUUAUGGAAAGCCAGCCCUGGCCAGGCAGCUUGCCGAAGGCAGGCUGCGACCAUGCAGGACCUCUGGUGGGACAGGUCCACAUACAGAAGGUUUGUGGUGGUGAGCUCCUGCUUGGCUGUGUUCAAAACCAGGUUAUGAACCUGCCUCACAAGUGUCACCUGAAAUUAGUGGGUGUAAUUGAGGCAAUUUCAGUCCUGGGGGUUUUGCUCAGUAGCGUUGGCACAGCUGCAGUUGGACUUCCAGCCUUUUGUUUCCUCCAGACCAGAACCACCGGGACUUUGGUUUGUUUCUUGGGGUAAAUUGUCCAUGUACGUUUCUAGUUGAUGGUGCGUUGAUGUGAGUCAUAUCACCUGAUACAUCGCAAAAAUCACAACUCCCAGUAGAUGACAUUAUUAAAAAAACAACCAGCCACAUUCUUCACAAUUUACUUUCUUGCCUAAUCCAUGCUCAUAAAAAAAAAAAAUCCUGGUUUGAGUGGAUGAUGCAAUUACUAAGGGAUGCAGUUGCAGCUACAACAGACACAGACUUUCUGAGUCUGAGUAAAUUCUCAAACCCUGACUGAGCAUGUUCUCUACUCCCCUAUUAAUCACAGAAAUAUUUCCAGAUAGCUUCAAAUAAAAUAUAUUUUUUAAAUUUUUGCUGUUUUGCUGUUAAUGAUCUACAACGACAUUGCACACAACUACAAAGAUCUGAACGUUCUUACAAGUUUAUCAGUACUUGGUUUAAGGAAAGGUUGUAUUAUUGCAGUUCAUGCAGGAAUAUCUUCUUCAGAGACACUGUUGAGUAGUAUUCUUUGUUACACACAUUUCUGGCAUAAGGCAUCAGAAGGAAUUUUAAUAUUCUUUUAAUGACAACCACAAUAGGAAGAGCAGGUGCUGCACAGUCAUGCCCAGUUAGAAGUUAUUUAAAUUAUGAGUUCCAGAAUAAGGAAGAGGUUGCAGACAAUGUUACAUGUACGUUCUACAGCUAGGCUCGUAUUUUCAUUCAGACUUGGAAAGGGGUGUGUGUAUUCACUUACUGCAUUGUUUUCUUUGUUCAUGCAAAUUGUAUUCACUUGGCUUCAUCCAAGUUUAUGUACUUGUAAAAAAGAAAAAGAAAAAAAACAACACAAAUUUUGUAGCAGUGCCUGAUCAUAUACUGUUAAUAGACAUUUUUGUCAUUUUGGUUUGUGCUUCUAUGAGAGGUGUAACUAAUUACUGAAAUACUUGUCUUUGAAUUAAAACCUGAUGUUAAGAAGAAAAUGUUAUGCAAACGCUGAACUAGACGGGCACCCAACCUUCUUUGAGCUGCUCGAGUGCAGGGGGGUGGCUGAGCUCUGAGCUGCCCGGAGGGGUGCUGCUGCUGCCCGGCCUCAGCCUCUUCUGAAACCUGGAAAGAUGCAUUGGCAAGAGACGCUUAUCGUACGUAACUACGAGUUAAAGUCCGAGUCUCAUUCAAGUAAAAAAGAAAAAGAACCACUUCUGAUAUUAAAACACUUAAAAAGCACGCUAUGAUGAUGUCUACAAGUAAAACACACGUUAAAUGCGUAAUGCUGCGGCUUUUACCCCUCAGCCCCUUCAGAUUUCUUUUUGCAGAUAUCUUGACAUCAUAAAUGUAGAGGAAGCUGGUGGUGUCCCAUCACAAAGGCAGACAAAUUAUUUCAAAAGGUCACGUUUGCAGAAGAAUGGUUUUGUUUUAAAAUUCUCACGACUCAGGAGAUGCCCCUGAGUCAUCUAAUACUUAGUGUAGGGCUGGACUUUCUUCUAGCUGUUGUUAGGGAAGUUUUUUGUGAGCAUUUUUGAGAGGCCAUCAGUAGCUCUCAAGGCUCGUGAAUACUUUGUUUCUGGGCAAGCAAAUUCUUCAGGCUCGGUAGUCCUGCUUGGUGUGGUCCUGAAUAUCUCAUUUCUGAAAGAAGAAUAGUUUGGUUUUGGUGGAGUUCGGGUGGAAAGCAAGAACCCCAUGGAGAGGUGUGGAGAGAUGGCAGGAGGUCUCUCCACACCUCUCCUUUAGCCAGCUCUCCCUGGGCUUACCUGUGGUGUCCGAGAGGAUGGGGCUGGCAGGCGUGGCUUCAGGCAGUGGCAGUGGAGGAGGUAGCAAGGACAUCUCUGGUGGCACUGUCUUUCGCCGAUGCAGGGCUGUGACAGCACUGGUGUGGGGAGAGGUGGCCCCACACACGCUGUGAGCAUGGUGGAAGCAGGCGGCAGCUCCACCAGUGGCCAGUGCUUCCUCCUCUCAGGAACAGCCCAUUCUCCAAAUGGGAGAGGAGGAUGCAAGGGCAGAGAGGUGGCGUGGGGAAGGUAGGAUAGACCAUGGCAUAGCACCUAGGGGACAGAAAAAAACAAACCUGGCGCCCUGGGAGAUGUGAGGAUAUUUUACCUCAUGUCAUUGUAGCAAUAAAAAAAACACUCUUUCCUCGGAACUCUGCUUGUAAAGCUGUAGAAGCAGAGUGAUACAUGCCAACCGAACAGCAGAAUUACUAAAAUCAAAUGAUACCAUAACAUAUAGAGAAACUUAGUACAUAUUUCCUCUCAUACAAAAAAAAAGAAAGUGCUCAUUUUAUAAAGAAAAGGAAGCCAUGUAAACCUGAAAUAAGGAGCUAAAAUUACACUACAUGGAACAAAAGGCUGCGUCCUCUAUGUAAGAAAAAAACAAAAACCAACAACAAUUUCUAGUGCUGAGUUCCCAUCCCCUACCAGAAACCAUGUUCAUUUCUUCAGUUUUAUUCACCAACGCUUCCUGUUGGGACUCUUUUCUUAACAAAUGGCUUACUGUUAAUUCCCAGGAGUUUUUCACAGCCAGUCUGAAAUAGGAUGGUAAGUUCCAUAUAUUACUGAUUCUUUUUCUGCUAGCAUAAUUUUGAAGUGCUCCUCUCCAAUACAUGGUUCCUGUCCCUAUAGUUACAUUUUCUGUAAGACACUGGGAAAUGGUCUGUGGAAUCGAUACCAAACAGCUCUACACACACAAAUAAUGGGGGAGGACCCCCCCAAACAUGGUAAAGCUUGCUUUAACUUUUGAGGGUUCAUUUAUUCAGGUGUAAAAUAAAACAGCUGUGAUAACAUUGCACAAGACAGUCUGGUACGGGGUUGUUCCCCCACCCUUUAUUCCUGGAUUGAAAAAAAAAAAGGCCAAGAAGCGCUGCGUUAAUGUAUUUGGGCUAACUUCAUGCCUGUUGUUUCUAAGUUUAUCAUCUGUAGGAGUUACACUUGCUUCAGUGUCAUCCUUUCUGUAUCUAAUCACUAUUAGCCAGAGCCCAAGUAGAGUUUAAUUAGACUCUGUAAAGACUGGUAUUUAUUAUUGCUGCGUCCAACUAUUUUUCAUCAUCAUUUACUUUAUGAACAUUUAAUAGGCAAGAAAAUUCCUUAUGGAUUUUAAUUGAAAGCCUUAUUGGGGACUGUUGGGCUUAAAAAAAGCCAAACAACCCAACAUACUGCAACGCUGAAAGUUUAUCCAGGGUGAUCCAAGGCUGGUAAUAGAUUGGGUGGCCGAAAAAUAAGGCGGCAUAUGCCUCUGCGACAUUUCCAUCUUAUCAAUCAAUUUCUAAAAGCAAUUGAAGUUUUUAAUGCAAGAAGGAGAUUUGGUUUCAGUUACUCUAAACUUGAAGUGCAUACACAGCCAUUUAUCGCUUAUC
Chroicocephalus ridibundus (black-headed gull) is the source of this 7066-nucleotide messenger RNA. RefSeq names its product PLAG1 like zinc finger 1 (gene PLAGL1). Gene Ontology annotation, biological process: regulation of transcription by RNA polymerase II. The record is from RefSeq and is a predicted model, not a curated record. The transcript is spliced from 8 exons. NCBI's taxonomy places the organism in Eukaryota, Metazoa, Chordata, Aves, Charadriiformes, Laridae. Bases 141 to 2471 code for a protein of 776 amino acids. Gene Ontology annotation, molecular function: DNA-binding transcription factor activity; protein binding; RNA polymerase II cis-regulatory region sequence-specific DNA binding.